Messenger RNA from Punica granatum (pomegranate), 2539 nucleotides. The record is from RefSeq and is a predicted model, not a curated record. Lineage: Eukaryota; Viridiplantae; Streptophyta; Magnoliopsida; Myrtales; Lythraceae.
CUGCUUUCCAUCCCUCGUGAUCACUUGAUACCUCCCUCCCUCUCUCUCUCUCUCUAUCUCUCUCUCAUCCUCUUCAUCCUUCCCCUGCAAUGGCUUCUCCCCAGGGAAGGUUUCUCUCACUGUCCUUUCUGCUGAAGAACGCUUCUUGAGCUCUUCAGUCAUCCCUUUGACCUAUAUCCAUUCCGAGUCUCUUGCAUCUCUUUGUCUGUCGGAGACGACAAUGCCGUUGUCAGCUCCAAUGGACAUACUCGGGCCUGCUGCUCUCGUCUUGUCUGUGACUGUGAUUCUACUGAGUUGUUGGCCGGUGGACUCGGAGCCGACCCAGGACAAGCAGGCCCUCCUCGACUUCCUCAACCAGACCCAUCACUCCUCGCACCUCAACUGGACCGUCUCCUCCUCCGCCUGUGACUGGGUCGGCGUCGGCUGCGACUCCAACCGGUCCUCCGUCUUCACCCUCCGUCUCCCCGGAGCCGACCUCGUGGGCCCCAUCCCCCCCAACACCAUCGGCCGGCUCACCCAGCUCCGGGUCCUCAGUCUCCGCUCCAACCGCCUAUCCGGUCAAGUCCCCGACGACUUCUCCAACCUCACCCUGCUCCGCAGCCUAUACCUCCAGGACAAUGUCUUCUCCGGCGAGUUCCCCCCUAGCGUCACUCAGCUCACCCGUCUGACCCGCCUCGACAUUUCGUCGAACAAGUUGUCCGGCCCAAUCCCCUUCGCGGUCAACAACCUGACCCACCUCACGGGCCUGUUCCUGCAGAACAACAACUUCUCUGGGACGCUCCCGAGCAUCGACUCCGAAGGCCUGAACAACUUCAAUGUUUCGCACAACAACCUAAACGGCUCGAUCCCCGCGAGCCUAUCGAAGUUCCCCGAGUCCGCUUUCGCAGGAAAUCUCGCCCUCUGCGGCGGCCCUCUGGCAGCCUGCAACCCAUUCUUCGGGUCGCCAUCUCCGUCACCAGGGGGCCCUUCCGGGACUCCUGGCCACAAGAAGUCGAAGAAGCUCUCCACGGCCGCAAUUGUGGGGAUUGCCGUUGGGUGUGCUCUGUUCUUGCUGCUGCUUCUGCUCGUGCUGUUCCUCUGCCUCCGGAGGCGGCAGAGGAGGCAGCCCGCGAAGCCCUCGAAGGCCCCAGCAGCUGUGGCGGGGGCUCGGUCGGUCCCAGCUGAGGCUGGCACGUCGUCCUCCAAAGAUGAUAUCACAGGGUCGGCUGAAGCUGCGGAGAGAAACAAGCUCGUGUUUUUGGAAGGAGGGGGGUACACGUUCGACCUGGAGGACCUAUUGAGGGCGUCGGCGGAGGUCCUGGGGAAGGGCAGCGUCGGGACUUCGUACAAGGCUGUCCUCGAGGAAGGGACGACGGUGGUGGUGAAGAGGCUGAAGGACGUGACUGUGAGCAAGAGAGAGUUCGAGGGGCAAAUGGCGAUCCUGGGGGAGAUCAAGCACGAGAACGUGGUUCCUCUCAUGGCCUACUACUACUCCAAAGAUGAGAAGCUGCUGGUCACUGAUUAUUUGUCCGCUGGUAGCUUGUCUGCUCUUCUUCAUGGUAGCAGAGGAUCGGGCCGUACGCCGCUGGACUGGGACAACCGGCUGAAGAUUGCGAUAGGCGCCGGACGGGGGCUGGCCCACCUUCACCGGUCGGGCAAGGUGGUCCACGGCAAUGUCAAGUCCUCCAAUGUGCUGCUCCGGCCAGACCGCACGGCCUGUGUUUCAGACUUCGGCCUCAACCCGCUCUUCGGGACAUCAGCCCCGCCGAACCGGGUCGCAGGAUACCGGGCGCCCGAGGUGGUGGAGACUCGGAAGGUCACAUUCAAAUCCGAUGUGUACAGCUUCGGAGUUCUUGUACUGGAGCUACUGACAGGUAAGGCUCCUAACCAGGCAUCCCUAGGUGAAGAAGGGAUCGAUCUGCCUAGGUGGGUCCAGUCUGUGGUUCGGGAGGAGUGGACGGCCGAGGUCUUUGAUGCGGAGCUGAUGAGGUACAACAACAUAGAGGAGGAGAUGGUCCAAGUGCUCCAGAUCGCAAUGGCAUGUGUAUCCACCAUGCCUGAUCAGAGGCCCGACAUGACCGAGGUGGUUCGCAUGAUGGAGGAGGUGAACCGGGCCGAUCCGGAUGACGGUGUGAGGCAGUCGUCCGACGACCCAUCGAAGGGGUCGGGGGGCCACACGCCACCCCCCGAGGCACGGACUCCUCCUAGAGGGGCUACACCUUAAGACAUGCUUGAAGAAGCUAAUAAAAAUUGUGCAGUGAUUUAGUUGAGUGGGGACUUUAGGAUGAAAUGAAACUCUGGCAGUUUCAUUUUAUUUUAUUUUUUAAUUAUAUUUCUUAUCAAUUUUUUUUUUCCCCUUUGAAAAUUGUCUUUACUAUGCAAUUAUUUCUUAUAGGUGGGGGUUGGAGGGGGUUUUGAAUUGUUUCCUUGGGGGGUUGGUUGGUUGAGUUCCAUGAGCUGAUUGGAAUUGACCAUUUGAUGCAAUUUUUGGUUUUCCUUUUAAAGUAAAUUUUUAUUUUGUUUAUUCAAUUCUUUCUUAGAAUUAUUUUGUUAACUCCCA